CUCCCCCUCUCUCUCUCCCCAUCUCUUAUUAGAUAUACUGAUUCCUCCUUUCAAUGGACGUCAUUUAAGCGCAGACUCCUGCCUUGAGUUGCGUCCUCCGCUUCACGCCAGAUUUCCGUCUAUUCUUUCCUUGUUAUUAAGUAUUCCUGUGGUAUUAAUUGUAAUGAAUGCGUUCUGGUAGGAGUCCGAGAGGGAGACGAAGAAGCGGCUCUUUUUUGGGGCUAAUAUGAGCUCGAGCGAAGGGACGGUAGCACUGUGAUAGAAGCCCGGAGAACAGGGGGGAAAAGAGGGUUUACCAAGAGAAACUUUUCAACCUCGAUCGGCCAGCACCGCCGAAUAUCUGCAUUGUUAGAAGCAAAUGAAGGGCAGCUGGGAUCUAACCGUUUAUUUCUGAUGGAUUAUCGUCCUGCUACCGAGGCACAUAUCUGAUCGCCGGGGCCAUCGUGAUCUUUGCAGGAGAGAAGAGUUUUUUCGGGGGCCUUGUUCUUUUUUUUUCUUUUUUCUUUUUUGGGUUUUGCUGGUUAAUUCCUUUUGCUCUUCCCCCCGCCCCUCAAAGACUCCGUGUUUUUGUGAACUGAUUACUAUAAUAAUCAUUUUUUAUUAUUAUUGAGUCGCACCAUAAAUCCUUACAGAUGUUAGUGCACAGUUUUUCCCCGAUGGAUCGUCACGACGGCACCAGCAAUGGGACAGCCAGGCUACCUCAGCUGGGCAGCGUGGGCCAGAGUCCCUACACGAGCGCCCCUCCGCUCUCCCACACACCGAACUCGGACUUCCAGCCUCCGUACUUUCCCCCACCCUACCAGCCCAUCUACCCGCAGUCUCAGGACCCUUACUCGCACGUCAACGACCCAUACUCCCUCAACUCCCUGCACGCCCAACCGCAGCCACAGCACCCGGGCUGGCCGGGCCAGAGGCAGGGUCAGGAGAGCGGCCUGCUGCAUCAGCACCGCAGCCUGCCCCACCAGUUGUGCCGGGAGUAUCGCAGGGAAGUGCUCCUGCCAUCCGGCCACGGCAUCGAUACGGGAUUGUCGGACUCUAUCCCUAUCCAUGGAAUACACCAAUCUUUAGAAGACGUGCAGCCUGUUGAGGAUCAAGGAAUUCACAUCCCCGACCAGACUGUAAUUAAAAAAGGUCCAGUGUCUUUAUCCAAGAACAACAACGUCUCCGCAAUCCCAGUAAAUAAGGACGGUCUUUUCGGAGGGGUGGUUAACCCCAACGAGGUGUUCUGCUCAGUUCCGGGUCGCCUGUCCCUUCUCAGCUCCACAUCAAAGUACAAGGUCACGGUGGCAGAGGUGCAGAGACGCCUCUCGCCGCCCGAGUGCCUCAACGCCUCUCUGCUGGGCGGGGUGCUGAGGAGGGCCAAGUCUAAGAACGGAGGAAGAAGCUUAAGGGAGAAGCUGGAUAAAAUCGGUUUGAAUCUACCUGCGGGCAGACGCAAGGCAGCCAACGUAACCUUGUUGACGUCACUAGUCGAAGGCGAAGCGGUGCAUCUUGCCAGGGAUUUCGGUUAUGUAUGCGAGACCGAGUUUCCAGCCAAGGCAGUAGCUGAAUAUGUAAACCGUCAGCAUUCCGACCCAAACGAACAAGUCCAAAGAAAAAACAUGCUGUUGGCCACGAAGCAAGUCUGCAAAGAGUUCACAGACCUGCUGUCCCAGGACCGCUCGCCGUUGGGAAACUCGCGGCCACAGCCCAUUCUUGAACCGGGAAUUCAAAGCUGUUUGACCCACUUCAGUCUAAUUUCGCACGGUUUCGGAACCCCUGCACUGUGCGCGGCCAUCACGGCCCUGCAGAACUAUUUGACCGAGGCUAUCAAAGCCAUGGACAAAAUGUACCUCAACAACAACCCCAACAGUCACUCAGAUAACGGCACUAAAGGCGGAGACAAAGACGAGAAGCACAGAAAGUGAUCUUUUUUUUUCUCUCUCUCUCUCUCCAUCCCAUCUUCACCGAGGGCCAAACCGGCCCCCCCACGCAGGGGCCCUUCUUCUGCACCGACCCCACACCCUUCCGCCCCGGCGCCCCUCUGCCCCCAACCAUCCAAUAUAAAUAUUAUAAAUACCUUAUAAAUAUUAUUGAUAAAGUUAAACGUGCCACUUCCUGAUCUUGCGCGGUUUUACAUGUUUUUUGUUUUUGUUUUGUUUUGUUUUUACAUCCCACUUUGGAUUGAGGAGCAGGGGGAGGGAAAAAAAAAAAAGAAAAGUCGCAAGAAUCUUCUUCCAUCACCUGAACCAUAUGAAAUGUUAUUUAAAAAAUAAAAAAAGAAAGAAAAGAGGAGAAAAAAGCUGCAGAGGAACAGCUCCAGGGCGAGGAAAAGCUGUAUUGCCUCACCCAGAGGACUUUUUAUGUACUCCCCUUAUUUUUUAUGAGCUGCAACGGAUGGACUGAAAUCCAGCGACCCCUCUAUAUCUCAAUUUUACGAUUGUGACAAAGAAAAAAAGAAGAAGAAGCUAAAAGAGGACGAAUUCUUAUCAGUAUUGUGAAUAGUAAACUUGAAAAACAACGAGAAAUCCCACAGAUCUCCAUGCCAUGACUUCAGUUGUAGACUCUGUCUCUCUCUCUCUCACUCUCUCUCUCUCUCUCUGUCCAAGCGACCAACUUGAACUUUUUUGAAUUUCAACACGAUUCACGGUUAUAUAAGGGAAUCAGUGUUCAUGUAUGUAUAUAUUUAUUUAUGUGUAAUUUAAUGGGAAUUGUAAAUAUGGUGCGUCUGUUGAAACUUCUUUUUUUUUAUUUAUCUGGUGCCUCCUGUUUUAGUGGGUUUGAAUAUUCGGUUAGUUCUUCAUGUGAUUUUAUGGUUCUUAGAAAAACAGAAGUUUGGGGUAAUUUUUCAUUUCUCUGGGAUAUUUCAACUCAGCCCUCUUGUAGCAUGUUGAGGCGACAUUGAAGCAAGUGAACAAAUUUAAUAGAAAUAAACUUCCAAUUUUCUCUCUAUAUAUCAUUCUUAUUCAGUUUUUUUCUUUAAAUUUUAUUUCAGACAGAGCAUAAGUGAGCC
Molecule: messenger RNA, 2992 nt
Organism: Pundamilia nyererei
Lineage: Eukaryota; Metazoa; Chordata; Actinopteri; Cichliformes; Cichlidae
Gene: tfap2a
Product: transcription factor AP-2 alpha
Exons: 7
Coding region: 633-1907 (424 amino acids)
Biological process (GO): regulation of cell population proliferation; anatomical structure development; regulation of transcription by RNA polymerase II
Cellular component (GO): nucleus
Molecular function (GO): DNA-binding transcription factor activity, RNA polymerase II-specific; RNA polymerase II transcription regulatory region sequence-specific DNA binding
Source: RefSeq, a predicted model, not a curated record